Molecule: messenger RNA, 647 nt
Organism: Cannabis sativa
Lineage: Eukaryota; Viridiplantae; Streptophyta; Magnoliopsida; Rosales; Cannabaceae
Exons: 1
Coding region: 1-297 (98 amino acids)
Source: RefSeq, a predicted model, not a curated record
AUGGCGAAUGCUCGCAUAGCAAGGUUCAUCACCGAGGUUGCACCACCACAAUUCGUGACAGUCAUGAGGCACAGAACUACCAAAGUUCUUGACACCAUUAAGGAAGAAGAGAGAGAUGUUUGCGGCAAUGACUCAAAGGUUGCCUUUUCAUCCUCUUCUGCUUCUCCUUCGACUUCUACUUCCACCGCUACAAGCGCUAGUUCUAGAGCUCGUAGUUGUAGCAGCAGCAGCGGCGGCAGCAUGAGUUCAAAGUACUUUCUCAAGGAUGUCCCGAUGUUCUCAAUCUUCGAGCACUGAAUAAAUCUUCCAUGAGAAAAAUAAAACUUGUGGAGUUUUCAUGUACUUCUUCUUUUGGUUGGGUUGGCAUGUUGUGAUGAAUUUUGUUGUAUGGGGUUGAUUACUCUUUUUUUUGUUGGUAAAUAACAAUAUCAUACAACAUAACACAAUUUAUUAUGGCAUGACAAUACAAGGGCUUAGUGUUGUAUUGGUUCCAUAGUUGUCUUGAACAACUAUUGGAAUAUUAGUAUAGUAGAGUUGCUCCACAUGUAAAUUCUCUAUCUCCCUUUUCUUUUGUGUCUUGUCUAACAUAGGAUUCUGUACUUGGCAAUAGAGAAUGGAAUAUGGAAUUGUGCUGGUUUUUCUCUCAA